CUUGGCCAUCAUAUCGAAUCAAAUUCUGUUAAAUCGACCUUCAUUACCCAUUCAACCAUCGUAAUCGACACGCAUUCAAUCCGGUAAUCCCAAUGUAUCAUCUUGUAAAAGGUCUUCAUGACUAUCUAACAAGAAAAGAUGAAUACUCAGUAGUCAUCAUUGGCCUGGACAAUGCAGGAAAAACAACGUUGCUUGAGAGGAUCAAGACGAUGUAUAAUCCUACGCCGGGUAUGGCGCCAGACAAGAUUGGUCCGACCAUUGGGCAAAACAUUGGAAAGAUCUCCCUCCCCUCAACAACGCUUCUUUUCUAUGAUCUAGGAGGACAGCGAGAUAUCAGAACCAUCUGGGAGAAGUAUUACGACGAAUGUCAUGCAGUUGUCUUCGUGCUGGAUGCGACAGACCAAGCGAGACUGUCAGAGACUUGGGAGGUGUUUGAUGAGGUUCUGAAUUCCCCUAGAUUACUGAACCUGCCUCUGCUUUUACUUGCCAACAAGCAAGAUAGUCCGUCAUGUUUAUCUGUGGCUGAGAUCCGAGAAUCAUUUGAUGCCUGGCAGAGAGCGAGGACGAACCGUAACCAAGAUGGCAACAAAGAUGAUCUCAAGGAGCCCGGGAAAGGGAAGGCGCCUCUGAAAGAAGCCGAUGAGCCGCGCGAGACGGAUGCUUCUCGGACAGAAGGCCAGGGUUGGGACGAUGGAGGGGCAAAGGAGGAGAGAAUGGCAAGUCUUGAUGUCAUGGGCGUUUCCGCUCUAGAAGGCACCGGUGUGAGCGAUGCCAUCAAUUGGCUGUACAUUCGCGUUCAAAAUGCGCGCAAGAUUGAGCCUCGAGAAUGAGAGGGUGAAUACAUUUUCAUGUUUUUGUACUACUACCACAGCCUUCAUAUAGUGGCACCUACUGUACUACCUCGAAAGCCUACACAUAGUAACUCAGCAUUUAACGGGACCACGUUCUUCAACGUCUAACGUAGGAACGGACAGGUGUAAAUAGAAAGCAUCCUGUCGGAUUAUAUGAUAUAAAUCACUUCCCAC
Molecule: messenger RNA, 1025 nt
Organism: Cryptococcus deneoformans JEC21
Lineage: Eukaryota; Fungi; Basidiomycota; Tremellomycetes; Tremellales; Cryptococcaceae
Product: arf-related protein (arp), putative
Exons: 7
Coding region: 93-830 (245 amino acids)
Biological process (GO): Golgi to plasma membrane protein transport; intracellular protein transport; protein localization to organelle
Cellular component (GO): Golgi apparatus
Molecular function (GO): GTPase activity; GTP binding
Source: RefSeq, a predicted model, not a curated record